Messenger RNA from Limanda limanda (common dab), 10809 nucleotides. It is a transcript of the gene csmd2, whose product is annotated as CUB and Sushi multiple domains 2. Lineage: Eukaryota; Metazoa; Chordata; Actinopteri; Pleuronectiformes; Pleuronectidae. The coding region runs from base 1 to 10809 and encodes 3602 amino acids. The transcript has 71 exons. The record is from RefSeq and is a predicted model, not a curated record.
AUGACCGCCGCUUCAAAUCGGGACGGAGGAGCACCGGGAGUUGAGAGGAGAGCGGAAUGCGCAUGCAGGAGAGGGGACGGAAUACGGAUUUUUGCUCUGAUGAAGGCGGGAGUGCAGGCGCACCGCUGGAGCCGGCUGCUCUUCUUGUACAUGGGGCUACUGACCGCCUCGGCGAAGGCUCAAAACUGCAGCUACACACUAAACAGUCCCAAUGGGACGAUAGAGAGCCCCGGCUACCCGUACGGUUAUCCUAACUACGCCAACUGUACGUGGGUGAUCGUGGCGGCGGAGCACAACCGGAUACAGCUGGUGUUUCAAGGCUUCGCCCUGGAGGAGGACUUUGACCUCUUGUCUGUAUAUGAUGGGCCGUCCAGCCCGGGGAACCUGAGAACACGGUUAACGGGGUUCCAGCUGCCUUCACCCAUUGUGAGCACGGGCGCCAGGCUCACACUGUGGCUCCUCUCUGACUACGCAGUCAGCGGGCAGGGAUUUAAAGCCGUCUAUGAAGCUUUGCCCAGCUACACAUGUGGUAAUCCUGGACAGCUAUUCAACGGCCACCAGCAGGGGUCCACGUUCAACAUCGGGGACAAAAUCCGCUACAGCUGCAGCCCGGGCUACGUGCUGGAAGGUCACACCACCCUCUCCUGCCUUGCCACCUCAGCCGGUACUGCUGCCUGGGAUUUCCCCCUCCCCUACUGCAGAGCGGAUGAUGGGUGCGGAGGCACGCUGCGAGGCCAGAGCGGCGUGAUCACCACUCCCAAUUAUCCCACCGUGUACAGCAACAACGCCGACUGUACCUGGACGGUGCUGGCGGAGCCGGGAGACACCAUCGCCCUGGUGUUCUCCGACUUCCAGCUGGAGGACGAUUACGACCUGCUGGAGGUCAGCGGCACAGACGGCUCCUCGCAGUGGUUCACCGGCCCCAACCUUCCCUCACCCAUCAUCAGCAGCAAGAACUGGCUCAGGCUGCACUUCACCUCCGACGGCAACCACAAGCUGAGAGGGUUCAGCGCCCAGUACCAAGUGAAGAAGAUGACUGAACUGAAGUCGCGAGGGGUAAAGAUGCUGCCCAGCAAAGACAACCACCACAAGAUAUCAGUGUUGUCGCAGAUGGGUGUCGCCCAAGGACACAACAUGUGUCCAGACCCGGGGAUCCCAGAUCGAGGGAAAAGAAAAGGCUCAGACUUCAGGCGGGGAGCCACGGUGCAUUUCUCCUGCGAUGAGGGUUACGAACUCCAGGGCUCGAAGAGCAUCAGCUGUCUCCGAGUGACGGACAGCUACGUAGGCUGGAGUGACGAUCGGCCCAUAUGCAGAGCGCCAAUGUGUGGAGGUCAGCUGAGAGGACCCGGCGGUGUCAUCACAUCUCCCAACUACCCGGUCCAGUAUGACAACAACGCCAACUGCACGUGGGUCAUCGCUGCCGCAGACCCAUCUAAGGUGAUCAAGCUGACAUUUGAGGAUUUUGACCUGGAGCGGGGCUACGACACGCUGACGGUGGGAGACGGCGAGGUGAUCGGAGACCAGAAGACCGUCUUCCACGUUCUGUCUGGCACCACCACUCCAGACCUGGUGGUCAGCACCAGUCACCAGAUGUGGCUCAACUUCAAAACAGACGACACAAGCGGCUCCCUCGGCUUCAAGGUCUCCUUCGAAGAGAUCGACCAGGGCAGCUGCGGAGAUCCCGGCAUCCCGGCGUAUGGCAAACGGGAGGGGGCGGGUUUCCGUCACGGGGACCGGCUGUACUUCGAGUGUCUUCCUGCCUUCGAGCUGGUCGGCAAGAAGAACAUCACCUGUCAGAAGAACAACCAGUGGUCGGCGAAGAAACCCAGCUGUGUUUUUUCCUGUUUCUUCAACUUCACCACUCCAUCCGGGGUGCUGCUGUCCCCCAACUACCCUCAGGAGUACGGCAACAACAUGCACUGUGUGUGGCUGAUCAUCUCCAACCCCGAGAGCCGGAUCAAUCUGGCCUUCAACGAUCUCAGCAUGGAGAAACAGUUUGACUUCCUCUCGAUCAAGGAUGGAGGAAAGGCUGAGUCUCCGAUCCUCGGUACGUACUCCGGUGACGUCCUUCCUCCUCCCAUAACAACCAGUGCCCAUGUGGCUCGUCUGGAGUUCCUGACUGACCACACCUACACAGACCGAGGCUUCAACAUCACGUUCACGACGUUUCGCCACAACGAGUGUCCAGACCCCGGUGUCCCGGUUAACGGGAAGCGCUUCGGUGAGAGCCUUCAGCUGGGCAGCUCCAUCUCCUUCCUGUGCGAGGAGGGCUUCGUGAAGACCCACGGCUCUCAAACCAUCUCCUGCAUUCUCAAGGAUGGCAACGUGGUGUGGGAUAACGCUGUUCCCCGCUGUGAAGCCCCAUGUGGAGGAGAACUGAAGGCUCCCAGUGGGAUCAUCCUCUCCCCCGGCUGGCCAGAACUCUACAAGGAGGCCCUUAACUGUGAAUGGAUCAUCGAGGCUCCUCCAGGCUACCCCAUUAAGAUCAUCUUCGACAAGUUCCGCACGGAGGUCAACUACGACGUGCUGGAGGUGCGUGACGGGCGAUUCCCCUCGUCGCCUAUGAUCGGCAGUUACCAAGGCACCCAGGUUCCCCAGUUCCUCAUCAGCACCUCCAACUUCGUGUUUCUCCUCUUCUCCACUGACAAGAGCCACUCGGACAUCGGCUUCCGUAUUCGCUAUGAAACCCUACAGCUGCAGUCGGAUCACUGCGUGGAUCCCGGCAUACCUGUCAACGGACAGCGCCACGGCAACGACUUCUACGUGGGCGCCUUGGUGACAUUCAGCUGCGAGUUCGGGUACACGCUCAGCGACACCGAGCCUUUGGAGUGCGAACCCAAUUUUCAGUGGAGCCGCCCCCUGCCUAGCUGCGAUGCCUUGUGCGGAGGUUACAUCCAGGGCAACGUCGGCACCAUCCUGUCGCCUGGCUUUCCAGACUUCUACCCGCACAACCUGAACUGCACGUGGAUAAUCGAGACCUCCCAUGGCAAAGGUGUCCAGUUCCACUUCCACACGUUUCACCUCGAGAGCCCUCACGACCAUUUGCUGGUGACGGAGAACAGCAGCUUCUCUCAGCCCCUGUGGAGGCUGACGGGCUCCACGCUGCCCUCGCCCCUCAGCGCCGGCCUGUUCGGAAACUACACGGCCCAGAUCCGCUUUCUUUCCGACUUCUCCGUCUCCUACGAGGGAUUCAACAUCACCUUCUCCGAGUACGAUUUGGAGCCGUGUGAGGAUCCUGGAAUCCCACCGUACAGCACCAGGAAGGGCCUGCAGUACGGCGUGGGCGAUGCCCUCAUCUUCUCCUGUUUCCCAGGUUACCGUCUGGAGGGUCCGGCGAGGGUGGUGUGCUUAGGGGGCAGGAGGCGGGUGUGGAGCUCCCCUCUGCCAAGGUGUGUUGCUGAAUGCGGCUCAUCCGUGACGGGCAUGCAAGGGGUGCUUCUCUCACCCAACUACCCCGGCUACUAUGGCAACAAUCACGAGUGCAUCUACUCCAUCCAAACGCAGCCCGGCAAAGGCAUCCAGCUCCGGGCACGGGACUUCAGACUGGAGGAGGAUGACAUGCUCAAAGUCUUUGACGGCAGCAGUAGCAACGCUCGUCUGCUGGGGCUGUUUACAGGCAGCGAGAUGCUCGACACGACCCUGAACUCCACCUCCAGCUCCAUGUGGCUGGAGUUCAUCAGCAACGCAGAUAACACCAGUAAAGGCUUUGAGCUGCACUUCACUAGUUUUGAGCUGGUGAAGUGUGAGGACCCAGGUGUCCCCCAGUUUGGCUACAAGAAGGAGGACAAAGGUCAUUUUGCAGGGAGCUCCGUGUCGUACACCUGUGACCCGGGCUACACUCUGAAAGGCCCCGAGGCGCUCACCUGCCUGAGGGGGGAGAGGAGGGCAUGGAACAGCCCCCUCCCCAUCUGCUUUGCGGAGUGCGGGGGCACCAUCAAGGAUGAGCCUUCCGGUCGUAUCCUGUCUCCGGGCUAUCCAGCUCCCUAUGAGCACAACCUGCACUGUAUGUGGAGCAUCGAGGCCGCCCCUGGAAGCACUAUAAGUCUGCACUUCCUGGUCUUCCACACGGAGGAGGUCCACGACGUGCUCCGGAUCUGGGACGGGCCCCAGGACGGAGGGGUCCUGCUGAGGGAGCUCAGCGGUUCGAUGGUGCCGCCCGACGCUCACAGCACCUUCAACACCGUCAGCCUGCAGUUCACCACAGACUUCUUCACCAGCAAGCAGGGCUUCGCUCUGCAGUUCUCUGUCUCCACCGCCACCUCCUGCAAUGACCCGGGCAUGCCCACUAACGGCACCCGCAGCGGGGACAGCAGGGAGCCCGGGGACCACGUGGCGUUCCAGUGUGAUCCCGGCUACAUCCUGCAGGGGGCCAACAGGAUCACAUGCACGGAGAUUAACGGCCGCUUCUUCUGGCAGCCGGACCCUCCCACCUGCACAGCUCCGUGUGGUGGGAAUCUGACCGGACCUAGCGGACUCAUCCUGUCUCCAGACUACCCUGAACCUUACCCACACGGGAGGGAGUGCGACUGGACAGUCACUGUCACAGAGGACUAUGUCAUCGCUCUGAGCUUCAACCAGUUCAGCUUGGAGCCCAGUUAUGACUUCCUGCAUAUCUAUGACGGGCCGGACUCCCUCAGCCCUUUACUGGGUAGCUUCUAUGGCACGGACGUUCCUGAGCGCAUCGAGAGCAGCUCCAACACGCUCUUCUUGGCUUUCCGCAGCGACGCCUCCUUAAGCAGCAAUGGAUUUGUGCUGCAGUACACAGAGAACCCCAGGGAGUCGUGCUUCGAGCCCGGCGUGGUGCGCAAUGGAACGCGGGCGGGCGCCGACCUCAAGCUGGGCUCCACCGUCACCUACCACUGCGACAGCGGCUACACGCUGGAGGGAGACCCGACCCUCACCUGCAUCAUGGGAGGAGACGGCAAGCCCAGCUGGAACAAGCCCAAGCCCAUCUGCAUUGCUCCGUGCGGAGGACAGUACUCGGGUUUGGAGGGAGUGGUCCUGUCUCCCGGUUACCCUGGCAACUACAGCAACUCACGGACCUGCCUGUACUCUGUGGUUGUGCCCAAGGAUUACGUGGUCUUCAGCCAGUUCACCUUUUUCCAGACAGCUCUGAAUGACAUCGUGGAGGUUUAUGAUGGGGCGACGCAGCACUCCCGUGUCCUCAGCUCCCUGUCUGGGGCACACACAGGCGAAUCUUUGCCAUUAGCAACCUCCAAUCAAAUCCUGAUCUGCUUCACCGCCAAAGGCCAGUCCACCUCCAGAGGAUUUCACUUGGUGUACCAGGCUGUGCCACGGACCAGUGCCACCCAGUGCAGCUCAGUCCCUGAGCCUCGGAAUGGCCGCCGCAUGGGUAACAACUUCGCUGCCGGCGCCGCCAUCCGCUUUGAGUGCACUCCAGGUUAUAUGCUGGAGGGAUCGGGCGCCAUCGAAUGUUUAACUGUUCCCAAUGCCUUGGCACAGUGGAACAGCUCCAUACCCAGCUGCAUAGUUCCCUGUGGUGGAAAUCUAACCCACCGAACCGGGACGAUCUUAUCUCCUGGUUUUCCUGAGCCGUACCUCAACAGCCUGAACUGUGUGUGGAAGAUCACUGUUCCCGAAGGAUCAGGAAUCCAGAUCCAGGUAAUCAGCUUUGUCACCGAGCAGAACUGGGAUUCACUGGAGGUGUUUGACGGAGGAGACAACACUGACACCAUGCUUGGCAGCUUCUCAGGCACCACGGUUCCAGCGCUUCUCAACAGCACCUCCAACCAACUCUACCUGCACUUUUUCUCUGAUAUCAGUGUGUCUGCGGCCGGAUUCAGGCUGGAAUACAAAACUGUGUCUCUGACCAACUGCCCAGAGCCUGUGGUUCCUAUGAACAGCAUCAAAGUCGGCGAGCGUCUCCAGAUGAAUAACGUGGUGUCUUUCCAGUGUGAACCUGGAUACACUCUACAGGGGAACUCGCACAUCACCUGUAUGCCUGGAACCGUGAGGCGAUGGAACUACCCUCCUCCUCUCUGCAUCGCGCAAUGUGGCGGAAUCCGUGAGGAGAUGGAGGGCAUGAUUCUCAGUCCUGGUUUCCCUGGCAACUACCCUAGCAACAGCGACUGCACCUGGAGAAUCUACCUGCCAGUUGGUUUCGGAGCCCACCUUCAGUUCCUCAACUUCUCCACCGAGGCCAACCAUGAUUUCCUUGAGAUACGCAACGGGCCCCUCGAUACGAGCGCUGUGAUUGGCAGAUUCAGCGGCCAGGACAUUCCCGCCUCCCUCCUCACCACCUCCCACGAGACCUCAGUAUAUUACCAUAGCGACCACUCGCAGAACAAACCGGGAUUCAGGUUCGAGUACCAGGCGUAUGAGCUACAGGAGUGUCUCGAUCCGGAGCCUUUCCGCUACGGGGUGGUGGUGGGCGCCGGCUUCAACGUGGGCCAGUCCAUCUCCUUUGAGUGUCUGCCUGGGUAUCAACUCAUGGGUCAUUCCAUCCUCACCUGCGAACAUGGCACCACCCGCAACUGGGAUCACCCUUUCCCUCGCUGCGAAGUGCCCUGUGGUGUGAACAUCACGUCCGACAACGGGACCAUCUUCUCCCCGGGGUACCCGGAGGAGUAUCCGAGUUCAGCCGACUGCUCUUGGCUGAUCACCGUGUCAUCUGGCUUUGGCAUCAAACUCAACUUCACCCUGCUGCAGGUUCAUGGGCCACAUGACUUCCUCACUGUCUGGGAUGGGCCACAGGAGACAGCCAGGAAACUAGGGGUGUUUACGGACGGCGAGCCCAACGACCCGCCAAGCAGCACGUCCAAUCAGGUGCUGAUACGUUUCCGGAGUAACACAGAGAAGGGGGGGCUGUUCCGCAUCGGCUAUCAAGCGUACAGACUGCAGUACUGCCUGCCUCCCCCUAUCAUCCCUAACGCGGAGAUCCUGAUGGCCAGCAAAGAGUUUAAAAUUGGUGACAUUGUGCGCUACAGAUGUAUUCCAGGCUACCAGUUAAGCGGAAAUAGCAUCCUGACCUGCCGGUUGGGGACCUACUUGGAGUUUGAGGGGCCUCCGCCCUCAUGUGAUGUGACGUGUCCCAUGAACGAGGUCCUCACAGCUUCCACGGGAGUCAUCAUGAGCCAGUCCCCGGGCAACGGGUUCCCCCAUUUCGAGUCCUGCUCCUGGGUGGUCAAAGUAGAACCAGGCUACAAUAUCACCUUCACCAUUGAACACUUCCAGACCAGCCGUCAGUUUGACGAGCUUGAGAUCUUCGACGGCCCGUCCCGGCAGAGCACCCUCCUCAUCACCCUCAGUGGUAACUACUCCAGUCCGCUCAGCAUCACCAGCUCCAGUAACAAGGUCUACCUGCACUGGUCCUUCGAUCACACCACCAGUCACAAGGGCUUCCGGAUACGCUACUCAGCGGCUUACUGCAGCCCUCCAAGCAACCCCCUGAACGGCACGAUGCACAGCCUGACAGGCACGAAGCUGGGCAGCACACUGCGUUUCACCUGUGACCAGGGCUUCCGGCUUAUUGGCCAGAGCAGCGCCACGUGCACCCGCAGCCCACAGGGGAUUUACCAGUGGAACGCUCCAGUGCCGCUGUGCCAAGUCAUGUCCUGUGGAAUGCCAGUGCCUCCGGUCAAUGGCAGCGUCGUUGGCCAGGACUUCUCUCUCGGAGCCACAGCCACUUACCAGUGUAACCCGGGGUUCCUGCUCGCCGGGCCAGUCACCACCUCAGUGGUCUGUCAGGAAUUUGGGAGGUGGAGCCCGAUUGAGGCCCCACCCAGAUGUAUACCCGUGACUUGCCCCGACAUCGGCCACUCCGCUGUGGAGCAUGGGAGAUGGAGACUGAUCUACGGAACUCAAAACCAAUACGACGCCAUUAUGAUGCUCAUAUGUGACCCAGGAUAUUACUACAGGGGUCAAAGGGUCAUUCGCUGCCAAGCCAACAGCACCUGGAACUACCCGGAUCCACGCCCAGUCUGUGGCAUCAUCUCCUGCGGUGAUCUUGGGACUCCACCGAACGGCAACAAGAUUGGAACGCUGACUGUGUAUGGAGCCACUGCCAUCUUCUCCUGCAACACAGGUUAUACCUUGGUGGGCUCCCGGGUACGAGAGUGUAUGUCAAACGGGCUUUGGAGCGGAACCCAGGUCCAAUGUCUCGCUGGGCAUUGUGGCUCCCCGGAGCCCAUAGUGAACGGGCAGAUCAAUGGAGAGAACUACAACUAUCGAGGCAGCGUUGUGUACCAGUGCAAUCCAGGAUUUCGUCUCAUCGGGGUGUCGGUGCGAAUCUGUGAACAGGAUCACCGCUGGUCAGGACGCACUCCUGUCUGCGUCCCUAUUACAUGCGGGCAUCCUGGCAACCCUACCUUCGGCAUGACCCAAGGAAACCAAUUCAACUUGAAUGACGCCGUGCGCUUUGUCUGCAACACCGGAUAUGUUCUGCAGGGGGCGGUAAAAUCUGCCUGCCAGGGCAACGGGCAGUGGAGUAACACCCUCCCCAGGUGUAAAAUUGUGAACUGCACGGAGCCGGGCAACGUAGAGAGCAGCGUUAGGCAGUUACUGUCCAGCGGGCCGCAUCGCUACAGCUUCCAGACCACGGUGUCGUACCGCUGCAACCCAGGCUACUACCUGCUGGGCACCAGCUCCAUCUCCUGUCAGGGGGACGGAACGUGGGACCGCUCCCUUCCCAAGUGCCUGUUGGUGCUGUGUGACCGCCCCAGCAUGCCACCUUACGCCCAGAUCUCCGGCGACCGUCGGACAGUAGGCUCAGUCAUCCGGUACAGCUGCAUCGGCCAGCGCACCAUCAUCGGCAACACAACGCGAAUGUGCCAGCUGGACGGCCAGUGGAGCGGCUCGCCGCCACACUGCUCUGGAGAAUCCACCGGGCUGUGUGGAGAUCCAGGUGUUCCUGUGCAUGGUAUCCGUCUGGGAGAAGAGUUCACGGUGGGGAGUGCCGUGCGCUUCAGCUGUGAGCCCGGCUUCAUGCUGAAGGGUUCCCCGGAGAGAACCUGUCUGGCCAAUGGAACCUGGCUCGGAACCCAACCUGAGUGUCAUGUUAUCUCCUGUGGAAACCCUGGAACUCCACGGAACUCCCAGAUUCUGAUCCACGACGGCCUGACAUUUUCCAGAUCCAUCACUUACGCUUGCAGAGAUGGGUAUUACUCUACCGGCCUGCUCUCCCGACACUGCACCGUAAACGGCACCUGGACCGGGAACAUGCCUGAGUGCUCAGUAAUCAACUGCGGUGAUCCUGGAGUACCAGCCAAUGGGGUGAGGGUAGGGAACGACUUCACGUUCAACCGAACAGUCAGUUUCCAGUGCUCUCCUGGUUUCACCAUGGACGCCGACCGGGCCUCCACCCUCAUCUGCACCAAGGAUCGCACCUGGAACGGCACGAAACCACAGUGCAAAGCGAUCGUCUGCGGCGCACCCCCCACCAUCCCCAACGGACAGGUCGUGGGUACCGAUUUCAUCUGGGGCUCCAGCAUCAGCUACGCCUGCAACCAAGGUUACCAGCUGUCCCUGCCUACCGUGUUAACAUGCCAGGGCACCGGCAACUGGAGCGGGGAGAAGCCGCAGUGCUUCCCUGUGUUCUGUGGAGACCCAGGGAUGCCAGCCCAGGGAAAGAGAGAGGACCGAGGUUUCACCUACCUCUCCUCGGUCUCCUUCUCUUGCUACCCGCCUCUUGUCCUGGUGGGCUCUACCAGGAGAUACUGCCAGUAUGACGGCACAUGGAGUGGCACACAACCCUCUUGCAUAGAUCCCACACACACAACCUGUGGAGACCCUAGCGCUCCUCUCUUUGGAAAUCAGAACAACAGUCAAGGCUACCAGAUCAGCAGCACUGUGUUCUUCAGCUGCAGGAAGGGCUACUUACUGCAGGGCUCCAUUUCCCGCACGUGUCUGCCCAACCUCACCUGGAGUGGUUUUCAACCCGAGUGCAUUGCCCACCACUGCAGCCAACCAGAGCUGCCGGCCCAGGCUGAUGUGAGAGCCAUUGAACUGCCAUCUCUUGGCUACACGCUCAUCUAUACAUGUCAGCCGGGUUUUUACUUGGCCGGAGGAUCAGAGCACAGGACAUGCAGGUCUGAUGGGAGCUGGACAGGAAAACAACCUCUGUGUGCAGCUGAUAACCGCCCAAGUGGUAAGAGCCCAGUGGGGACAGUACAGGAGCCACCCUCCAAAUUACCAGUCCCUGGUGGAGUAUUUGCGAAGAACUCUCUGUGGAGGGGAUCCUACGAGUACCUGGGGAAGAAGCAGCCGGCCAUGCUCAGCAUAACUGCCUUCGAGCCCUUUAGCAACCGCGUUAACGGGACACUCAUCGACCACAGCGGAGUGGAACUCAAACUGGCAGGUACAUAUAAGAAGGAGGAGGCUCAGCUGCUGCUGCAGAUCCACCAGAUCCGAGGCCCCGUGGAGAUAUUCGUCAACAAGUUCAAAAUAGACAACUGGGCCCUGGACGGACAUGUGUCCUACAUCCCCUCAUCCAACUCCUUUGUGUACCAGGGAUUUGUCAGAGGCAAAAGCUUUGGCCAGUUCGGUCUCCAGAGGCUGGAGAGUAUAGAUCCCAACAGAGAAAUCCCAAACUACAACUUUGCCUCCAACAGCAGUUCAGUGGCGGCAGCCAUCCUAGUGCCUUUUAUAGCUAUGAUCAUUGCAGGCUUCGCUCUGUACCUCUACAAACACAGAAGAAGACCCAAAGUCCCCUUCAACGGUUACGUGGGCCAUGAGAACACUAAUGGACGAGCUACGUUCGAGAACCCCAUGUACGACCGUAACAUCCAACCCACGGACAUCUUGGCCAGUGAGACAGAGUUCACAGUCAGCACAGUGUGCACAGCUGUAUAG